AUGCCUGAUACUCCGUCACCGGCUCCUCAUCAUGAACGAGCUGUUAUCGGUUUUUUUCUCUAUGUGACCUCAAUCUUCGCAUUUGGUAUUUAUGUACUGUGGGCAUAUUUACCCAAUGAUUGGUUUGAAAAAAUUGGUCUGACGUAUUACCCACAUAAAUACUGGUCAAUAGCAAUAGCUGUUCUUGUACUAACACUUCUGAUUGGAAUUGUUCUCGGCAAUUGUUUAGUGAACAGUUUCUCGGUACCGUCUUUGAAUAGUAUGGUUUUAAUUCACGAUCAACAUACAAGAAAAACAAAACAUGACGAAAGUUCAGAUGCAGAUGCAAUACCUCCUGUGGCAGAUUUAGAUUUAUCUUUUGUCAAUCAAGUGCUCUAUUCUUCAGAUACAAACUAA
This is a messenger RNA of Adineta ricciae, 396 nucleotides long. Lineage: Eukaryota; Metazoa; Rotifera; Eurotatoria; Adinetida; Adinetidae. The record is from the annotation of a GenBank genome assembly.